Molecule: messenger RNA, 1935 nt
Organism: Polistes dominula (European paper wasp)
Lineage: Eukaryota; Metazoa; Arthropoda; Insecta; Hymenoptera; Vespidae
Gene: Alg9
Product: alpha-1,2-mannosyltransferase Alg9
Biological process (GO): protein N-linked glycosylation
Cellular component (GO): endoplasmic reticulum membrane
Molecular function (GO): alpha-1,2-mannosyltransferase activity
Source: RefSeq, a predicted model, not a curated record
GUCGCAUACGCUUCAAGUGAAAGAUAGUGACAGUCUUUAAAAACAUAUAUACAUAUAUUGAUAUGGGUAAUCGUAAAUAAAUUGAUAAGUUAUUAUAUGGUGUGCAUAAUAAUGGCACCUAAUCCACGUCAACGACAAUUGUUCUAUUCCAAAAAAGAUUUAAGAAAGAUCAAUGGCAGGAGAUUUUCAAAAUCAGAAGAAUCAGACAUCGGACUUGUGUAUCCAGGAGUAGAUACAGCAUUUAAAUUAAUUUUAUCAGCCAGAUUUUGUUCAGCUAUAUGGUGUCAUAUAACAGACUGCGAUGAGACUUAUAAUUAUUGGGAACCAAGUCAUUAUUUGCUUUAUGGAACUGGUGAACAAACAUGGGAAUAUAGUCCUGAAUAUGCAUUGAGAUCAUAUACUUAUUUGUUAAUACAUAUGGUACCAGCAAAACUCUAUCAUUAUUUAUUAGAACCAAAUCCAGUUUUAAUAUUUUACUUCAUACGAUGUCUCUUAUCUGUGGGCUGUGCAUUAUCUGAAGUAUAUUUUUACAAAAAUGUAUGCCGUGAAUUUGGAGUUCAUAUUGCAAGACUUACGCUUGUCUUUCUUAUCCUUAGUUCAGGAAUGUACGUAUCCAGUUCUGCUUUUUUACCAUCAUCAUUUUCAAUGUACUUAAGUACAGUUGCUAUAGCAGCUUGGUAUGGUCGGCAAUAUGAAUUUGCCAUUUUUGCCACUGCUAUAUCUUCUUUAUUAGGAUGGCCAUUCGCAUCAUUACUUGGAUUACCAAUUGCCAUAGAAAUGUUAUUCCAUAGACAAGAAUGGAGCAAAUUUAUAAAAUGGGUCAUUAUUUCUGCAUUUGUAAUAUUAGCACCAAUGAUUUGGAUUGAUUCAAUCUACUAUGGCAGAUUUGUUCUUGCACCAUUAAACAUCAUAAUGUAUAAUGUUUUCACUAAUCAUGGACCUGAUAUUUAUGGCACAGAACCAUUUAGUUAUUACAUCGCCAAUGGAUUUUUAAAUUUUAACUUUAUCUUUAUUGGCGCAUUAAUUGCUCCAUUUGGAUUAUUUUUAGUUUGGCUUGUGAUACCAGCUAAACCAAGAGAACGUUUAUGCUUACCCUAUUGGUAUUCGUUGGCACCAUUGUAUCUUUGGUUCUUAGUGUUCUUUCUACAAUCUCAUAAGGAAGAAAGAUUUUUAUUCCCUGUAUAUCCAAUGAUUUGUUUAACCGGUGCAAUAUCAGUGGAUGUUUUGCAAAAGUUAUAUUUUUUUAUCAGAACAAAAUUCUGUCCAUUACACAUUGGAUGUCAUUAUUCUCAAUACACAACUCAUAUCAUGACUAUAGCCAUCAUUGUCUGCGGUCUUUUUGGUUUAUCUAGAACUCUUGCUUUAUAUAAGGGAUAUUAUGCUCCAAUGGAAAUAAUGAUUGAAACUAAUAAACUUGGAUCAGAAGGAGAAAUAUCAAGUGAUGGCAAUAUCAAUUUUUGCGUUGGUAAAGAAUGGCAUCGUUUUCCAAGCAGUUUCUUUUUCCCAUCAAAUAAUUGGAAACUUCAGUAUUUGAGAUCGGAAUUUAAAGGAGAAUUACCUCAACCUUAUUUGGAUCAUGAAAAUGCAACAAGCAUCAUUCAGCCACAUUUUAAUGAUUUAAAUAAAGAAGAACCAUCUCGUUAUAUAUCAGUAGAAAAGUGCCAUUUUCUAUUAGAUCUUGAUAUUGGUACAGAAACAGAUUUAGAACCAAAUUAUUCUAAAAUGUCUAAUCAAUUUGUUGUAUUAAAAUCUUCCAAAUUUCUCGAUACAUCCAAAUCACAUUCUUUCUUUAGAGCAUUUUAUAUACCAUUUGUAUCGUAUAAAUAUUGUACAUAUGGUUCAUAUAAUUUAUUACAGAAUAAUAAACUUAUUUUAACUGCUCCAUUAUUAUCAGGACACAAAAAUAUCAGAGUUUCUUAAAAAAAAAAAAAAAAA